GUUGUGCGAAGUUGACGAAAGAGCAAAUAUAUACAGUGCAAAGCAUUGGUUACUGCCAUAACGUGUGUGGUGGUGGCCUUUUCGGAACUAUUGCAAUGGCAUCGAGCGCUCAGGUCACGUGUGCUUAGCAUUUUAUUUUGAUAUCACUUAAUACAAAUUAUUGCCGAAAAACUUACAUGUGUUGCAUUAAGAAACAUUGAGCACGUAAAACGUUUAUUUAGGAAAUCAUUAUGCUAUUCAGUCAUUACAGGUAUAGCAUUAUAUGACUGGUUAUACAUCGGUCUCAAUAAAUGUAAGAUAAUUUGGUCUCAAUUAAUGAAUUCGUAUUGUUUUCCGCGUAGCACACUUUGCCCUACAUGUCUUGCAAUACUGUUUUCAAAAUUUAAAAGAAUGAAUACUAUCAAUACUUGUUCAUAUAUACUAAUGAGAGCUCUUAUUGUAAGGCAUUGCAAUGUACCCAUUGAAGUAAACUUAUAAAAGUAUCAUCGACAGGCACUCUAGAACCGAACACAUUAUAAACCGUUGUAUGCAUUGUUUGUAACAUAAAAUAAAGUCAACAUAUGCGACAACCUCUGUAAAUACUAAUUCCAUAAUUUCAAUUAAAUUGUACCAAAGUCUGUAACAACGUAAAUUGGUUUCAAGUUACUAACAUAUUUCAACCAGUUAAGGCCAGAAAUAGAUAGUUUGUUAACGCAGCGCCGUUAUAUGUUUAAAACAGUGUUGCACACGUACAAUAAAUCCGCGUAAACAACCAUGCAGAAGUCCGAUAAUAAUCAAUCAUAUAAGUUUCAAAAAGGGUUAAUGAAUAUGUAAAAAAGCGGGGCAAGAUAUGACUUGAUCGCUCAUUUGAGCAAUGUUUUAAAAACGAAUUACGAUAAUAUAAAAUCAUUCGUGUUUGGCAUUAUUUGAACAACAUUUGUAGACGGAUCCUUUGUAUAAUAUUUAGUUAACCACGAAUACACACCUUACACCAUGAGAUAUGUUAAAAAAAUCCGAUUUCAUUACCUUUUUCAGAGGUACCGUUUUAAAACCUUCGUUGAAUAUGGAAAAUAUUAUAUUGUAUUAUUAAUUGGAACAGUUUCAGUGUCGGUGUGUACUUCGAUCAGUAGACAUACUCUUGAAGCAGUGCUUUGGAAUGACCAACACGUUGUGUACCGACUGUUGGCCAAUAUACACUCAGACAACUGUCACCGCAGUAAAAGAACUUGGGUCUAUCGACAAUUUGGGCCUAUCGACAAUUGAUUGUCUGACAUACUAUUACCCGACAUUUCAUUGGAGUCGAUGCGAAGACACUCAAAGAAAAGUCAUGUGCAGCAAACAAAACUAUACAGAUUCAACAGCAAAGGCGAGUGUCAUCGACAAAUCAGAAAUAACGUGGCGAACUGGCAUUCCUCAUUGUUUGAAAUACAACAUGUACCCAGCGUCACAAUGCAGCAUAAUGAAUGCUGGAUUUGGGUUACCGGAAAGUCAGCCGUACUGGACAGGAGUAAUACGAGCCCACACUUUAGUUAAGAAAUCGACAAUAUGCAAUGGUACAUCGAUACCAGAGGAGGGAUAUGCAUGGAUUACAGAUAAUGAUAAAACAAUUCACCUGUCAUUCUUGGAUGUUAAACAAGCUAUAUGUGUCGAAGCGAAUGCUACACCACUUUCUACGACAACGAUAUUAAAGACACAAGAUUCAACGCACAGCACCUACGCCAACCAUGUUGAGGAUCAAAUUUCGACCAACGUUGAUUCGAAUAGUGUUGGUGUUGGUGUCGGUGUGUCAGUUGCGGUUCUAUUCGCAGUAGGUGGAGCCGUGAUUGUUAUUGUACUAAAAAGGAGAGGUCUAUUGCCUUGCAGAUUGGAAUCGAACAAUGCCAAAACUAAUUCAGAAUCACGCGAAUGUGCAAGCAAAUCUAAUGAAUCUUAUGAAGAUGAAAUAAAAAAUCAUAACAAUUGUAUAAUGGAAAAAUGCGCACAAUCAGUGGACGAAAGGGAAGCUCAUAAGAACAAAGCGGAUCAACCAAACGUAGGAAAUACUGAGACCGAUAAUUACAAUUCAAUCGAUGAAAUAGAUGAACAUUAUCAAAGUGUAAAAGAUGAGUUCGUCUACACAAACAAAGCCCUACAAAGCGGAACUUAUAGCAGGAAACCAGACAAUGUAUACAACAAACUCAAGCUGGACCUUCCCGGAGACGAUGCUCACGUAGGAAGACUCGGGCAUAACAUUUCCAAAGCAGGCAGCGACUACGAUACAACUGCUGUGGCGCGCAGGAACGACGGGGACGGAGACUAUAGCCAUAUCCCGCAUCCUGAUAGUACAACCUGUGCACGACUGAAUGGAUUAAAAGAUGACUAUGAAGUUAUCAAUGGACAGAAGAUAAAAUUUUCCCCAAGCGACUCUGCAGAUUAUGCUCACGUCAGAGUUUAGGAAAGAAUUAAGUAAAUGCAUGAUUGAAUGAUAAAUGUAACAGAACUUUGUGACGUACAUCUUCUUUUUCAAAUACUCCGAAAAAUACAUUUGAAGCGUAUCGGCGUUGCCUGCGUGAAUUUUUAAAUAUUAAUUUAUCUAUAGUUAAGCCAAAUUGACUAUGCGUUGCAUUCUAGCUUCAUAGAAAAAUACAUUAAUAAGACAUGUUUUUUCAUUUUAACAACAAAUGCAACAACAACAAGAACUAUGGUGUACAGUUUAGAAACAUAUCAUUGUUUUACCAUCUUAAAUAGAAAUACAUUUUAUCAGAAACAAAUAUUUGAAGUACUUGUCAAUCAUGUACUUGAGUGAACAUUUACUCGCAAGUAUUCCCUUGCUUUAGGUGACGGUAUCGCGCAUAUUAUAUUUCUUGUAUAAAAGCGGGUUUAGUCAUUUUAAACUUUAUUCAGAAUUAGACCAUAUAAUUCCUAGAUCACUUUACAUUUUAAAUAAUAUAGCAUCAGCCUUUUUUGUAGAAUGACAGUAUAGAUAAAUUAAUUUUGCUCUGUGUGUACUUAUAACAGGAUUUUAUGUAAGAAAACGUAACAAUCACAUCGCAUAACUAUAAGUGCUAAUUUGUAAAUACAGUGGCUAUUACUUCUUUGGGGACGACUUUGAUGUGAGUACGGUCUUAAAAGAUGGCAUUUGUUUCUUAUUACUAAUUUAAUGUGAAAGACACUUGCUUAUGUUAUGUUGUGUUUAACAUAACUUCUAACUGCGUAUUGACACCCGUUUCUCAUCUGUAUUUUAUAAAUGUGUGUACAAAUAAACUAAGUUACAAGUUUUA
Messenger RNA from Dreissena polymorpha, 3239 nucleotides. RefSeq lists its product as uncharacterized. The transcript is spliced from 7 exons. Lineage: Eukaryota; Metazoa; Mollusca; Bivalvia; Myida; Dreissenidae. Bases 1136 to 2413 code for a protein of 425 amino acids. The record is from RefSeq and is a predicted model, not a curated record.